AGCAGACACAAAGGAGUCGGUAAUUGUUAUUGCAAAUUUUCUGCAGGACGAACAAGGAGUGGUAAAAGUGAAUCACGCCUUUCUGUGGACGCAAAAAAGUGAAAAGCCAUAAAGUAAAACAUUUGUACAAAAUAAAUAAUUAUUUACAAAUACAUAUGUGCAUAUUUGGUUUAACUGAGUUCAAAAAUGCGAAAGUAGAAGAAUCAAUCGCUGCCAAACAACGUGUAGCAAAAAAUUCCUCGAACUAGGUAUAUUUAAUUGGGGAAACUAUUUUAAAAACCUGAAUUAAUAAAAAAGAGUUGCAGCAUGCCUAGCUCAUUGUUAUUUGCCACCAAUAGUGAAGGCCGCGUGUAUACACUGUCAACCAAUUCUUCCUCUUGGCGAGAGUUCCCAUACUUGGGUUUAGAGUUCAAAAAAAUUGCUGCUGUGCCACAUUUUGUUUGGGCCAUUGGUGGUGAUCGUCAAGUCUAUGUGUAUGUAUUUGGCUUAGAUGUGCCCAUACGCGUCAAAGAAGAGUCGUACGAGAAUGAACGCUGGUUACCGAUUGAAGGAUUUUCGAAAAAGUUGUUGCCUACCGAUCGCUAUAAGUUCUCCUCAGCUGAUGGCAGUGUGGAACGCAACAUUGAUAAGGUUAGGUUGCCAUCAAUGGCGUGGCAAUGGGAUGGAGACUGGCAUUUAGAUCUCGAUAUGGACGGUCAGCAGUUAGCGGAAGAUGGUUGGAUGUAUGCGUUAGAUUUUCCCGCUACAUACUCGGCGAAGAAUUCAUGGAACUCGUAUGUACGGCGUAGAAAAUGGGUACGUUUUCGCCGCUAUAGUGCGCUGAACAGCUGGUGUGCCGUAGCGCCACUACAUAAAGACCCCACACAAGAGCCUUUUAUUGAUGUUUCUGUUGGGGGCACAAAUGUACCAAAUGCACCAUUGGGUACUAUGAUCGUGUGGGCUAUCACUGCACACGGAAGGGCAAUGUUUCGCACCGGUGUAAGCACUUCUGCACCAGAAGGUCUUCGCUGGAAUGCAAUUAACACUCCUCCCGGCUGUGAGUUGGCACAAAUAAGUGUUGGUCCGACUGGUCUUGUCUGGGCGGUACUAUAUAAUGGACGCGCUAUUGUACGUACUGGAGUAAUGCGCGAAAAUCUCUCGGGUGAAGCGUGGCUAGAUGUCAAGCCUCCAAUUAGCAGCAAUGAUUCGUCGAGCACACUCAAAAUCAGCCAAGUCUCAGUGGGUACCGAUACUGUUUGGUGUGUAACCAAUGAUAGCCAUGUAUGGUUCCGACGCGGUGUUAAAGGUGAAGCAGCUGGUAUCAGCGAGGACGCUGCCAUUGGCAGUGGUUGGGUAGAGAUGAUUGUGAACAUAUCGUCAAUAUCUGUAGCUCCUAAUGAUCAAGUUUUCGCUGUCGGUUCAUCGGAUCGUGCACUAUACUUUCGCUCAGGCGUGUCCACUUCUGAUCCGACUGGCAAGCAAUGGCGGCAAAUUCAGUGCCCUAUGCAGAUAAGUCGCACGUCUAGCUCCAUGUCGAUUGUGUCACGACGCAGUGGCAGUGGCUCAACACCCGGUUCAAAGCAUCAGAGUUUCUCAAAUUUGUAUAGCAAGGAUAAGGAAAAAGGUGUUGUGGAGACAUGUGCACCCAUUGAAAAUGUGUCCGCCAGCCCUGCUUCCACGAAUAGCAGCGCAACGGGUGCAGCAGCAGCGCAGGCGCGGCUCAAAAGUGACAUCUGGAAAUAUUCCGCUGAUUCACCGCCCAACAUCGGUAGUUUGAAUUUAAAUGAGCGCCAUAAGAAACGCACUUCUGCGAUGCGAGAACAUGCAGCACACGCAUCCAGUGCGCCCGCGACCGAGGUCGUAACUGAAAUCUCAGGCAAACACUUCGAAACUCAGCUAAAAAAUCCGCGCGCCUGGUCACCAGUGCGUAGCGUUGGCUCCAUAGUCGGCACAGAGGCACAUCCGGAGAGUGAUUCUGCCGUGUUCGAAUCAGACUCAACACACCAUGGCUCAGAUGCAUAUCUGGGUGAGGAUGAAGAUCAUGCUGGUUCGCAAUUUUGGACCGAAUGCGAGGUUAUGUGGAGUUGCGUUGCAGCUGGUGGCGUAAGCGUUGAUCCAGCAAAUGCACCCAAUUGGUUUAACGAGCAAGCAUCUAGCAACGGCAGAGUAGAUGUAGAUGCAACAUGGCGAAAAGAUAUUAUUGGCAAGUUACAAAAACAAAAGGAGAAUCUAAAAAAGUUGAAUAACGUAGAAAAAUACGAAAAGGCAGUCGAGCUGAGCUCAUGGAUUAAAUCAGCGGAGGCACGUUAUCAACGGCCCGGUGGAGAAUUCGAAGAUUGUUUAAUCGAAUUAGAAUGGGUGAGUGGUGCAACGGGCAGUGCCGGUGCAACAGAUGCCAGCACAACUAUCGCAGACUCCGAUUCCGGUACAUUUACUGUGCUCAAUCCAGAUGGUGUUACUACAAAAAUUCAGUUUUCACUGUCAGCUAUCACAUGUGUGCAGUGCUGUAGCGAGCCGUCUUCACCGCGUAUCGCGCUGCACGCACCACGUUUGCCAAUCAAUUGUUCACCAAUAAAACUGCAAUUCUCCAGUGAUGCCGAAAUGGAGGAUUGGCUAUCUCAUCUCAGUUCCGUUUGUUGUCAAAUAAAUGAAGUGUUGGGCAAGCCUGCGAACAAUUCCAUUUGGAUCACCAGUGACCUAGGCGAAGUAUUCGUUUUUGAUCCACUCAAUAUGAAGGCAAAUCAGUUGGACAAAGAACGCAAUUGUUAUGUUGAGAAGUUCGAUGUGAAUACAAUGGAAACACCUUACUACAACACACUAUAUAAUGGAAUGCCUAUCGGUACAGAACUGGAGGUAUCUGGUUGUGUUUACGACGAUGCAGAUCAAAUACGGUUUGAUUUACAGUGCCAUCCAAAUAUAAAGACACAUCCCAGGGUGGAAAAAUUCCGUGUCAUUGCGAUGCAUAUUAAUCCAAGAUUCAAUGAGAAUACCAUAGUUCUGAACAGCAUGUGUGACUCAGAAUGGCUUAAUGAAAUACGUAAUGAUAAAGUGGUAUUCGCACCUGGUGCAACUUUCACGCUCCGCAUCAAAGCUUUGGAACACCAUUACCAAUUGCAUGUGAAUAGCACGCACUUCGCCGACUACAAGUACCGCACAGAUCCUGCCGCCGUGACUUGUCUUUACGUUAGCGGACGUGUAAAACUAUUUAAUAUUGUCUAUCGUUGUCCCUCGCUGAUCAUCUCUAUGCAAGAGAUGUAUUGGCGUCAAAUUGGUGGCCAUAUAAAACGUACAUUUUCUUGCCAUGCUGGCGUGGUGUGGGGCAUUUCGUGUGACAACACUGCUUGGGUAUACAAUGGCGGUUGGGGUGGACAAUUUCUGAAAGGACUAGAAGGUGGUUCUGGAAAAAUUAAUUCCAUGGUUGAUACGCAUACCUACUAUGUGUACGAAAAUCAACGCUGGAAUCCCAUAAGUGGAUUCACCACCAAAAGCCUGCCCACCGAUCGACACAUGUGGAGCGACGCAAGUGGUCGCCAAAAGCGCAGCAAAGAACACACAAAAUUGUUGUCCACUCACUGCGAGUGGAUAACAGAUUGGAUGGUGGAUUUUAAUAUACCCGGCGGUGCGGAUAAAGAAGGCUGGCAGUAUGCUAUCGACUUUCCAGCCACCUAUCAUGCUCACAAAAAAAUCACCGAUUGUGUGCGCAGACGACGUUGGCUAAAGAAAUGCCGACUGACUAGUAGCGGUCCAUGGCAGGAGCUUAGUCACUCGAAGAUAUUAGAUGCCUCGUUACAAGUGCUUGGUGGUGAUGCCGAUAGCGCUAAUAGUUUAAGCGAUUGGGAGGAUUUGCCCGUCUGCGCUUGGGCAGUGGCAUCGAAUGGGGAUGUAUUGAUACGGCAUGGUGUUACGCAACAAAAUGCGCGAGGUGAUAGUUGGGAACACAUACCAAGUGAACAGCCGUUGAUUGCAAUUAGCGUGGGGCCAACGGGACAAGUAUGGACUGUUGGACGAAAUGGCAUGAUAUAUUUUCGUUAUGGCAUUACUAGACACAAUCCAUUGGGUGAAGCUUGGCAAAUGGUGGAAACUCCUCCUGGCACAACAUUCCGCACGGUAUCUGUGGGGCACGCUGGUAUUUGGGCUUUAGACAACCACAAUCGCUUGGCUGUGCGCAAAGAAAUAACUAAAACAUUCCCAGAGGGUUCACAUUGGCAGUUCUUGCCGAAUAUGCCAAAUAUUCCUCCACAUACCGAGACGCAUAUCGGUUUCAAAUCGGUCUCUGUAGGCACGGAAGUUUGGGCGAUUGCACAAAAUGGCAUCGUUUGUAAACGUUGUGGUAUAACCAAGGAGAAUCCAGCAGGUGCCGGUUGGAAUUUAGGCAUACCGGGUCAAUGGCAGCAUAUUUCAUUGGAAAGCUUUUCAUAAUACCUAGCCUAAAACCUAUUAAAACUAUCUCCAAAAAUGCAGUGUUCCAUAAUUUUCCAUUUUAAUAGAAGUAUUUUACUUUUAAGCAGCACCACAUUCUUGCUUUAUUAGCUAAAAGUAUAAUUCACUUAGCUUAUUUUUAUUGAAAACAUUCUAUUAUAUCAUUCCAUGGCAGCAUUAUCUGUUUAUUUAAGGCUGCGAUAUUUUUAAGUUAUAAUAGUACCUUUUUUAUUUAAAUCAUAAGACUCAAAAGAAUUUUACUCCAUUCAUAUUACGGAAGUUCUGUCAAUGCUAAUUAAAAUUUAAAAACUCAAAACGUUUUUUUAUGAGCCUUAAAAGCCCGUACAUACUUUCUGUGAACGCAUU
This is a messenger RNA of Rhagoletis pomonella (apple maggot), 4764 nucleotides long. RefSeq names its product tectonin beta-propeller repeat-containing protein (gene Pex23). Bases 307 to 4398 code for a protein of 1363 amino acids. Gene Ontology annotation, cellular component: membrane. The transcript is spliced from 9 exons. Gene Ontology annotation, molecular function: carbohydrate binding. The record is from RefSeq and is a predicted model, not a curated record. Lineage: Eukaryota; Metazoa; Arthropoda; Insecta; Diptera; Tephritidae.